Messenger RNA from Theobroma cacao (cacao), 3271 nucleotides. It is a transcript of the gene MOL1, whose product is annotated as Leucine-rich repeat transmembrane protein kinase family protein. Lineage: Eukaryota; Viridiplantae; Streptophyta; Magnoliopsida; Malvales; Malvaceae. The record is from RefSeq and is a predicted model, not a curated record. Gene Ontology annotation, molecular function: protein kinase activity; ATP binding; protein binding. Gene Ontology annotation, biological process: protein phosphorylation.
CCUUUUAUGCAUCUUUCCCUAUUUCCCAUGCAUUAAUUCAUCUAACAAAAACACGGAAACGCAGUUUGCAGUGAGCUGACUUACCUUUUUUUUUUAUUGGUUGUGUUUGUAGUUUGUCUCUCUUCCUUCUUCACUGCGAGUUCCAAUGGAGAUUUCUCAAUGGAUUUACUUCAAUCUUCUGUUCUCUUCCAUGUUAAUUGCAGUGGUAAUAGCUGCUGAUCCUUAUUCAGAUGCUCUAUUGAGCUUAAAAUCAGAGAUUGAUGAUUAUAACAGUCUGGAUGAUUGGUUAGUUCCCCCUGGAGGAAAUCCUUCAGGGAAAGUGUAUGCAUGUUCCUGGUCUGGUGUCAAAUGCAACAAGAAUUCAACCAUUGUUAUUGGUUUAAACCUUAGUAUGAAGAAUCUUGCUGGUGAAUUACCUGGAAAGCAAUUCAGUGUCUUCACCGAGCUUGUUGAUCUCAACAUCAGUCAAAACUCAUUCUCCGGAGAACUUCCUGUUGAAAUCUUCAAUCUCACCAGUCUAAGAAGCUUAGAUAUCAGCAGAAACAAUUUUUCUGGCCACUUCCCAGGAGGAAUCUCCGGUCUUAGGAACCUGGUUGUUCUUGAUGCUUUUAGCAACAGUUUCUCAGGGCCGUUGCCUGUUGAGCUUUCCGAGCUUGAAUUUCUCAAGAUUCUCAAUUUAGCUGGCAGUUACUUCAAUGGACCAAUCCCUUUAGCGUAUGGGUCUUUCAAGAGCCUGGAAUUUCUUCACUUAGCAGGAAAUUUCCUCACUGGAAACAUACCACCUGAACUGGGAAAUCUCAAAACAGUGACGCAUAUGGAGAUUGGCUACAACUCUUAUGAAGGAAAUAUCCCAUGGCAGUUGGGCAACAUGAGUGAGCUUCAGUACCUUGAUAUUGCCGGAGCAAAUCUCUCUGGCUCAAUACCCAAGCAUCUCUCCAAUCUUACCAAGCUUCAGUCACUUUUUCUCUUCAUGAACCAUCUCACUGGAUUGAUUCCAUGGGAGUUUAGCAGAAUCGUGCCACUUACCAACUUGGAUCUCUCCGAUAACUUAAUUUCUGGGCCUAUUCCUGAGAGCUUUUCAGAAUUGAAGAAUCUAAGACUGCUCAGUCUUAUGUACAAUGAAAUGAAUGGCACUGUCCCAGAAGACAUAGCAGAUCUUCCAUCACUGGAUACCCUGUUUAUAUGGAACAAUUACUUCACUGGGUCACUUCCACGAAACUUGGGCAGGAACUCAAAGCUUAGAUGGUUAGAUGUUUCAACCAACAGUUUCAUUGGCAGCAUUCCACCUGAUAUUUGUGCAGGUGGUGAGCUAUAUAAAUUAAUCCUGUUUUCGAACGAGUUUACGGGCACUCUUUCACCUCUAUCCAAUUGUUCUUCGCUUGUUCGCAUUCGACUUGAGGAUAAUUCAUUCUCGGGUGAAAUCCCUUUUAGGUUUAAUCAUCUUCCUGAUAUCACAUAUAUAGACCUUUCCAGGAACAGGUUUGCUGGCGGAAUUCCCUCAGAUAUUUCUCAAGCUUCAGAGCUUCAGUAUUUCAAUAUCUCUAAUAAUCCAGAACUAGGGGGAAUGAUCCCAGCACAAACAUGGUCCUUGCCACUUCUUCAAAAUUUCUCUGCAUCAUCUUGUAACAUCUCAGGGAACCUACCUCCGUUCAGAUCGUGCAAAUCCCUUCUUGUUGUUGAAUUGCAGAUGAACAAUAUGUCAGGAGCUGUCCCAAAAAGUAUUUCCAAUUGCCAGGCGCUUGCGAUGAUUAAUUUAGCUAUGAAUAAGUUAAUUGGUCAUAUACCUCAGGAGCUUGCUAGUCUUCCUGCUCUAGGUGUUGUGGAUUUGUCACGUAACAAUUUCAGCGGUCCAAUACCUGCAGAGUUUGGCAAGUCUUCAAGCUUAGUACUUCUAAAUGUAUCAUUCAAUGAAAUCUCCGGUGCCAUUCCCUCAGAAAAGAGGUUGCAAUCAAUGGGCCGAAGUGCAUAUGUUGGAAAUCCAGAGCUCUGUGGAGCACCUCUUAAAUCAUGUUCAGGUUCAAUGGCAAUCUUGGGAAGCAAAGGCAGGGGAAAGCUCAGAUUAGUUCUGUUGCUCUGUGCAGGAGCAGUCAUAUUCAUUGCAGCAUCAGUUUUCUGGCUAAUUUAUCUCCGCAAAGGAAGCAAAGGCCAAUGGAGAAUGGACUCGUUUAUUGGACUCCCACAGUUUACAGCAAAUGACGUUUUGAGAAGCUUCAAUUCCACUGAUUCCAUGGAGGAAUUGCCACCGCUAUCAGCUGCAGUUUGCAAAGCAGUGCUGCCCACUGGAAUAACAGUUUUGGUGAAAAAGAUUGAAUGGGAUGCAAAGAGAAUGAAGGGUGCCUCAGAAUUUAUAACACAAAUGGGAAAUGCAAGGCACAAGAAUUUGAUCAGAUUACUUGGUUUCUGCUACAAUAAGCAUUUGGCUUAUCUGCUGUAUGAUUACUUGCCUAACGGAAAUUUGACCGAGAAGGUGAGAAUGCGAAGAGAUUGGGCGACCAAGUACAGAAUUAUAAUUGGUAUUGCAAAGGGACUUUGCUUCCUUCACCAUGACUGUAAUCCUGCAAUUUCUCAUGGAGAUUUGAAGUCAAAUAAUGUUGUCUUUGAUGAUAAUUUGGAACCCCGCCUAGCUGAUUUUGGGUUCAAGUAUCUGAUACGGUUGAUCAAAGGUACUGUUCCAGCAACAACUUCCAGAAUGGGAACAGGUCAAUCCAACGAUGCAAUCAAGGAGGAACUAUACAUGGACAUAUACAACUUUGGGGAGAUCAUUCUGGAAGUAUUAACUAAUGGUAGGCUGACAAAUGCUGGAGCAAGCAUACAGAGUAAACCGAAGGAUGUUCUUUUGAGAGAAGUAUACAAUGACAGUGAAGCUGGUUCCACUAAUUCACUGCAAGAGGAAGUAAAACUGGUUCUCGAUGUUGCUAUGCUCUGCACCAGAAGCAGGCCAGCUGAUCGACCAUCCAUGGAAGAAGCAUUGAAGCUUCUAUCAGGAUUGAAGCCGCAAGGUAAAUAAUAGCACUAUUGAAGCAGGAGAGUUGUGAUAUUAGCUUUCACCAUUACAGUGGAAGGACCCCAACAGAUACAUAUGUAGUAGUAAAUAGUUUUUGAUGAAAAUAUUUGUAUUUUGAUUUGGUUGUUAGCUUGUUUAUAUAAUCUCUAUAGUGUUUUUCUACUUAAAAUUCUUAUGAUAGGGACAGAGCAACUGAUAUCAUCUUGUUCCUUAUACAAUGUAAAAUGUGGAAGUUUGAAUUUGAUCAUAUAUUAUUUCAAUUUGACA